GUCCGUCACCCGGAAGAGCUCGGUAGACGGCUGACCCCUCCCUUUCCUCUAGCAGCCAGCGGUGAAAAUGGCAAAGAUCAAGGCCCGAGACCUGCGCGGUAAGAAAAAGGAAGAGCUGCUUAAACAGCUGGAUGACCUCAAAGUGGAACUUUCCCAGUUGAGAGUAGCCAAGGUGACUGGAGGUGCUGCAUCCAAGCUGUCCAAAAUCCGCGUUGUGCGAAAGUCCAUCGCCAGAGUCCUGACUGUGAUCAACCAGACCCAAAAGGAAAAUCUGAGAAAAUUUUACAAGGGUAAGAAGUACAAGCCUUUGGACCUGAGGCCAAAGAAGACCAGGGCCCUCAGACGACGGCUGAACAAGCACGAAGAGUCUCUGCGGACCAGGAAACAGCAAAGAAAAGAGCGUCUGUAUUCCAUUCGCAAGUUUGCCGUCAAGGCAUAAGUGCCAUGCACUGAAUAAAACUUUGGUUUACUCAGAAA
This is a messenger RNA of Spea bombifrons (plains spadefoot toad), 477 nucleotides long. It is a transcript of the gene RPL35, whose product is annotated as ribosomal protein L35. The transcript is spliced from 4 exons. Gene Ontology annotation, molecular function: mRNA binding; structural constituent of ribosome. Gene Ontology annotation, cellular component: ribosome; cytosolic large ribosomal subunit. Gene Ontology annotation, biological process: maturation of LSU-rRNA from tricistronic rRNA transcript (SSU-rRNA, 5.8S rRNA, LSU-rRNA); translation. Lineage: Eukaryota; Metazoa; Chordata; Amphibia; Anura; Pelobatidae. Bases 68 to 439 code for a protein of 123 amino acids. The record is from RefSeq and is a predicted model, not a curated record.